AACUUGCUUCACACAAAUUGAAUUAAUUUUAGAGAAAAUAGUACACGUAGAGAAGAAUCUACACAAGCAGCAAGCAAAGCCCUGGCAAAAGUGAGAAAUGGCUAAGGUGCUCUGCUCUGGGCUAACAGCCUUGUUAUCCGUAAACACUUGGCAAGGCCAGCAGCAGCAUUGGAGGAGGUCUCAGUGGUCCGCGCUUCAUAUCUCACCAACUCAUCGCCUUUCUAAACAUUCCCGGUUUCAAGUGGUCUGCCAGGGCGCUGAGACGCAGACGGAUGUAAAGGAGGAGCACUAUGACUCACAGUUGGGUGCCAAAGUUGGGCAAGACCGUCUCUUGAAGGUCCCUGUUUCCAACAUCAGAAAUUUCUGCAUCAUAGCACAUAUUGAUCAUGGGAAAUCAACUUUGGCGGACAAGUUGCUACAGAUUACCGGUACUGUGCAGAAGCGAGAAAUGAAGGAGCAGUUUCUUGAUAACAUGGACUUGGAGAGGGAAAGAGGCAUUACCAUCAAACUUCAGGCAGCUCGAAUGCGUUAUAUGUAUGCAAAUGAACCAUAUUGCUUGAAUCUGAUUGAUACUCCAGGGCACGUAGACUUCUCUUAUGAGGUUUCUCGGUCGCUUGCUGCAUGUGAGGGUGCCCUACUUGUUGUAGAUGCUUCUCAGGGUGUGGAAGCACAAACUCUGGCUAAUGUCUAUUUGGCCGUGGAGAACAACCUCGAAAUUAUCUCUGUUCUAAACAAGAUAGAUCUUCCAGGUGCUGAACCAGAUCGUGUUAUCAAGGAGAUUGAGGAGGUUAUCGGGUUAGAUUGUAGCAAUGCACUAUGCUGCUCUGCAAAGGAGGGAAUUGGUAUAACUGAAAUUCUUAAUGCAAUUGUUGAAAGGAUUCCUCCUCCUCAUGAUGCUGCUAGGAGUCCUCUAAGAGCUUUAAUAUUUGAUAGCUACUAUGAUCCUUAUCGGGGUGUUAUUGUCUAUUUUCGAGUCAUAGAUGGGACUAUAAGGAAAGGUGACAGAAUUUAUUUUAUGGCCAGUAAGAAGGAUUUUUUUGCUGAUGAAAUUGGAGUUCUAUCUCCCAAUCAGAUGCAGGUAGAGGAAUUGUAUGCGGGUGAGGUAGGGUACCUUUCGGCAUCUAUAAGGUCUGUUGCAGAUGCAAGAGUGGGUGACACUAUCACUCACUAUGGUAGAAAGGCAGAAAGGUCGCUACCGGGUUAUGAGAAAGCCACUCCAAUGGUGUUUUGUGGCCUUUUUCCUGUUGAUGCAGACCACUUUUCAGAGUUGCGUGAUGCAUUGGAAAAACUGCAACUGAAUGAUGCUGCAUUGAAGUUUGAGCCUGAGACAUCAAGUGCUAUGGGUUUUGGCUUUAGAUGUGGGUUCUUGGGUCUUCUCCACAUGGAAAUUGUUCAGGAAAGACUGGAAAGGGAGUAUAAUCUGAGCCUAAUAACCACUGCUCCUAGUGUUGUGUAUAGAGUGAACUGUAUAAAUGGUGAUACUGUUGAAUGCUCAAAUCCAUCUUUGCUUCCUGAACCUGGUCAAAGAAGGUCAAUUGAGGAACCAUUUGUGAAGAUUGAGAUGCUUACACCAAAGGACUUUAUUGGUUCGCUGAUGGAAUUGGCUCAAGACAGAAGAGGAGAAUUCAAAGAGAUGAAAUUUAUCACGGAGAACAGAGCAUCCAUCAUCUAUGAGUUACCCCUUGCAGAGAUGGUAGGUGAUUUCUUUGACCAGUUAAAGUCCAGAAGUAAGGGGUAUGCUAGCAUGGAAUAUACUUUUCUUGGGUAUAAGGAAAGUGAAUUGAUAAAGCUUGACAUUCUGAUUAAUGGUGAUCAUGUGGAACCAUUGUCUGCUAUCGUGCACAAGGAUAAGGCAUAUUCUGUUGGGAGGGCUUUGACUCAAAAGCUGAAGGAGCUUAUACCUCGACAAAUGUUUAAAGUACCAAUUCAAGCAUGCAUAGGUUCAAAAGUAAUUGCUAGUGAAUCUUUGUCAGCAAUUAGAAAGGAUGUAUUGGCCAAAUGCUACGGUGGAGAUAUCUCAAGAAAAAAGAAACUCCUUAAGAAGCAGGCUGAAGGGAAGAAAAGAAUGAAGGCAAUAGGUAAAGUAGAUGUACCUCAAGAAGCCUUUAUGGCUGUGUUGAAACUUGAGAAGGAAGUUUUAUGAUUAUGUUACAAUUGUAUCUUGUAAACAUUCUCGUGUAAUUUCUGAUAAACCAUAUAAAGUUUUCAGUUUGUUAUGCCAAAGUUCCCAGGGAUUCUUUACUUUCUA
Theobroma umbraticum is the source of this 2248-nucleotide messenger RNA. Its product is annotated as Small GTP-binding protein. Gene Ontology annotation, biological process: positive regulation of translation. NCBI's taxonomy places the organism in Eukaryota, Viridiplantae, Streptophyta, Magnoliopsida, Malvales, Malvaceae. Gene Ontology annotation, molecular function: ribosome binding; GTP binding; GTPase activity. The record is from RefSeq and is a predicted model, not a curated record.